Molecule: messenger RNA, 2330 nt
Organism: Zingiber officinale
Lineage: Eukaryota; Viridiplantae; Streptophyta; Magnoliopsida; Zingiberales; Zingiberaceae
Product: vacuolar fusion protein MON1 homolog
Exons: 14
Coding region: 182-2209 (675 amino acids)
Biological process (GO): vesicle-mediated transport; protein targeting to vacuole
Source: RefSeq, a predicted model, not a curated record
UAGUCAAAAGAAACCAUACCAAACGAAACGGCCUGAUCUAAAGCGCGAGCGCCAGACACCGAGCGCUAGGAGACGAGACGACGACCUCUCUCUCGCUCUCUCUCUCCCCACCUCCGAUCUUCCCCAAUCGAAAACCUAAUCCCAUAGCAGCACCUCAUUCCUCCGCUCGCUCUCGUCCGUCAUGGAUCCCGAGGGCGCUGCGGCCUCCGCCGAUUCGAAUCCCCUUCCUGACCCCGACGCUGAUCCCGGUCUGGAGGAUGCCGGCGAUGCUACCGGCGCCGAAGGGACGUACGCUAGGAGAUCUCUUCCAGAGGACCUCUGCCCCACUCCGAAUCCUGGCGAGCCCGACUCUGUCCCCGACGCCGAUCAUGUCGUAGUGGAUCGGAUGAAUUCUCUUGACCUGGAGGACGAAGGAGAAACUGCGAGCGCCGAAGUCUUGGGCAGCGAUGGAUCUGCGCCCGCGGAUUUCUACCGGAAGCCUAAUCCUGAUGACUCUGAUGUUAACCCUGGGGCGGAGCCUGCCAGGGCCCAGGAUACGAGUUCUCUCGACUUUGAGGACCCUGGGAGUGCUUCGGGCGCUGAACCGCCUUCCGGUAACGGAACCCUGCCCUCGGAUUUCUACAUGGUUGAGAGUGAGAUUGAGGUCGUGGAUGAGGGCUGUCAGGUAGUUGGGGAUAUGGCCGGCACUUCGUCGCUUGGUGUCCGUGGUGCCUGGAGGGAGGGUUCAGAUCAAGACGGAGAUGUGCCGCAUAGUCCCAGCAGCAGUGGUUAUGCCGGCGAGAGGGGAAGCAGUGGAGGACUGUCCAGCGGAAUUGAGGAACUUGAUGAUCCAGGGGCUUUGUCGGAUGAUUGGAGUCGUAAACGUCAUCGUGAUGAGGACGAUGGAUCAAUCUCAUGGAGAAAGAGAAAGAAACACUACUUUAUUCUGAGUCAUUCUGGGAAGCCAAUUUUUUCUAGGUACGGAGAUGAGCAUAAAUUAGCUGGAUUUUCAGCAACCUUGCAGGCUAUUAUCUCUUUUGUUGAAAACAGUGGGGAUCAUAUCAAGCAUGUAAGAGCAGGGAAUCACCAGGUGGUUUUUGUUGUUAAAGGUCCAAUCUAUUUAGUGUGCAUAAGCUGCACGGAAGAACCAUAUGAGGCUUUGAAAAGACAAUUAGAACUUCUUUAUGGUCAGAUGCUGCUUAUCUUGACAAAGUCUGUUAACAGAUGUUUUGAGAAGAAUCCAAAAUUUGACAUGACUCCUUUAUUGAGUGGAACUGAUGCAGUUUUCUCCUCUUUGAUCCAUUCCUUCAGCCGGAACCCUGCUACAUUUCUCCAUGCAUAUACAUGCCUUCCUCUUAGCUUUGCAACAAGACAAGCUGCUGGUGCUAUUUUACAAGAUGUUGCUGAUUCAGGGGUUCUGUUUGCAUUAUUAUUGUGUAAGCACAAGGUUAUCAGUCUUGUUGGAGCUCAAAAGGCAUCCCUGCAUCCUGAUGACAUGCUCUUACUCUCCAACUUUAUAAUGGCUUCUGAAUCAUUCAGGACUUCUGAGUCUUUCUCACCAAUUUGCCUACCCAGAUACAAUCCAAUGGUGUUCCUUUAUGCUUACGUCGAUUUUCUUGAUGUGGACACCUAUUUGAUACUACUCACUACUGGUCCAGAUUCCUUUUAUCAUCUAAAAGAUUGCAGGAUUCGCAUUGAGUCUGUGCUUGUUAAAUCAAAUGUCUUGUCGGAAGUUCAAAGAUCUGUGCUAGAUGGUGGACUACGUGUUGAGGAUGUACCAGUUGAUUCCUCUCUUCGCUCUGGGUCUCUGCCACCCCAUUUAUCUGCUGAAAAAGCAUCAUCUGAAUUGUCAUCUUCCAACACCAUCAUUGGAGGCCCCUCUGGACUUUGGCAUUUCAUUUAUAGGAGUAUUAACCUUGAUCAAUAUGUAUCAUCGGAGUUCUCAUCACCCAUAAGCAGUUCUAGUCAACAGAAAAGACUGUUCAGAGCUUACCAGAAUUUGUAUGCAUCAAUGCACGAUGAAGGGACCGGUCCACAUAAAACACAGUUCAGACGGGAUGGAGAUUUUGUUAUCCUUUGCUGGAUUACUCAGGAUUUUGAACUUUAUGCAGCAUUUGAUCCUCUUGCGGACAAGGUUCAGGCAAUCAAAGCGUGCAACAGAGUCUGUCAAUGGGUAAGAGACUUAGAAAAUGUAAUAUUUUUAUUUGGAGCCAGUCCCUUCUCUUGGUGAUCUUUUUACCCAAUAAAAAUAUAUAUGAGCCAGUAUCCUGUAGAAUCAUGUGAAACAUCUGUGUUAUGCAUUCAUAAUUUUGUAAGAUUUUUUUUUUUAAAAAAACUUUUUAAUACUAUGA